CAACCGAUCCCUGGUUGAGAUCGGUUUGGGUCCGGCUCCGUCGUCGCCCCGAAGUCAACAACAACUCUGGGCCGGAGGGAGGCGAGGCGUCCGCGUUCCCCGCCCAGUAACAUUAACAUUAACAUAUAUAAAGAACGCAUAAAACUCACAAAACUCUCUUGAGCGACCACUACAGGAGCGAACGAUGAGGUGUGAGGAGGCCUGAGCAGGCCUGAGCAGGCCUCGCCGCAGGAACCCUGGCAGAUUUGUCUGAAUUACUUUAUUCAUGAAAAUGAAGCAAAGAAGUUUUCACCGCACCCAAGACAAAGGAGCAAUAAAACACCAUGUAAGAAUGGAUGCAACUCACGAAAACAUUAAUGGGGAAAAUUCAGAAGUAGAUGAUGUUGGAACGGAAGACACCUUGCACAAAGAUGAGGAUUUAGAGACCAUUAAUGGAUAUGAUGAAGAUGAACCUUCAAAGCAAGAGGAUGAAGUUUUUAAAUCAAAAGUAUUUGUAGAAGCUGCUAAUGAUGAUUUAGAAAGUAGUUUUUCAACAGAAGAAGAGUACAAUGAAGAGAUUGAUGAGGAACUGACGGCAAUGUACUGUCUGCUUUGGAAGAUAAUUAAUUACUCUCUGGGAGUUAUGGCUGUUCUAGUCCUCCUCACUCAAUACCCACAGUAUUUAAACAUUCUCCAUGAAAAUCAGCUGUGGUUUUCAAACAUUAAGGAGAUUGAGAGGGAAAUAUCCUUCCGAACUGAGCAGGGUCUAUAUUACUCAUACUUCAAGCAAAUAAUUGACGCUCCAUCGUGGAUUGAGGGUUGUAAUGAACUGAUGACAGACAAUCGGACGGAGCAUGGUCGCACUAUCAACAUAAUACACCGGUUCAAUGUCUUGCCAGAAAUGAUCCUUGGUGCUGCUUUCAGAUGGCUGUCUUCUCAAGAGGCUCCGAGCGUAUUUUACGUUUCAUGUGUCUUUGGGCUGCAUGGAAUGUUUAUUGUUACUCUGUAUAUCACUGCUUGGUAUCUCAGUGAUUCUAUUCUUGCUGGAAUGAUAGCAGUAAUCCUCUUCAUUAUUCACAGAAUUGACACAACCAGAGUCAACUACACCGUCCCCCUCAGAGAGAGUUUUGCCAUUCCUCUUCUUUUUCUUCAAAUAUUUCUUAUGUGCACCUUUAUCAGAUCAGGGAGAUGGCAGAGUGUUAAGCUGGCACUUAUAUUAGUGGUGAGUGUGGCUUUCCUGCAGAGUUGGCAGUUUGGACCCUUCGUUGCUCUGUGUCAGCUGUUCUGCUUCCUGUGCCUUGGAAGGUCACUCUUUUUGUCAGAAGCAAAGGUGAUGAAGCUGGUAGCGGUGGUAGGAGUAUCACUGGUGGUUUCUUGUGGCAUUCAAGCCAGUCCUCCACUAGUUAUAUCAUCUCCUGCUCUCUCCAUGGUGGUGCCUGCCCUCAUCCUUAGUGCAACACCUGCUCCUGACGCCUCUCUUGCAACAGCAGUCAGAACCAUCAUUACAGCAGCAGAGUUAUCCUUGCUGUUGCUGGCAACAGUUCUCAUCAAUGGCACCAUUAAGAUAUACUUAAGUAUAGAUGCAGAUUCUCAUGUGUAUCAACUCCUCUUUGCAAAAUUACAAAUUGGAGAUGAACGAGAUUUUGAUUCCCGGCUUUAUAUGUGUAAUGAAGCAUUUGAUUAUAUUGAUAAAGAAACAUUGGAAAGACUGAGUGAUAGUGGGCUUCUUCCAGUUUAUAGUAUUUGUGUUCUUGUGCUUUUAAUCUCAUGCGCAAGGUCAUUUUUACUGAAAAUUCCAGAGAGAAACUUAAAAAAUGAUUCUGUGGAUUCUUCAAUAUGUAAUGAGCAUUUUCAUGAGCUAUCAUCCUUAAAUAAAGAGAAGAGCCAUUGCUCAUUGCAUUUAAUGAGAAGUGAUCAAGAAUGUGAGACUUGCAGCCAUGUAUAUAAAAUGGAGAAAUCUAUUGGAAUCGUACAUUCAAGGAAGUUUAAAAAGGAUUCAUCUUCUGAAAAAGUGCCAAAAAAAGAAAGAUGCCUUAACAGUGUUUGUGCUUCAUACAAAUCCUCUCAAGACCAGUCUAUUAUUCAAGGAAGGCCUGAGUUGGUUUUCUUUUUGGGCCUCUCUGUCAUGUGGAGUAUUUUGGCAGCGCUGAUAAUUCGUUUGAAAGUAAUAUGGAUGCCAACUGUAUGUGUAUUGACUGGAGUGUUUGUGGCAGACACACGAGUUUAUAGUUCAUUCAUAAUGAUGGGUGGAAAGUUGUCAAGUUAUUCUCCAAAGUGGUUUCCUGGAUUGUGUAAGACACUCAUCUGCUUCAGUUACAUUGCUUUCAUUGGUCAAAGGUUUUGGGGCAAGAUGUCAUCAGAACUGUGGCCAGAAGAGAUGUAUGAAUUUUGGGAUCCUGACACUGUGGAGCUGAUGGAGUGGAUCCAGUCUUACACACCUCCUGAGGCAGUAUUUGCAGGCUCCAUGCAGUUACUAGCAGGAGUGAAGUUAUGCACAGGCCGACAUAUAACUAAUCACCCACACUAUGAAGACUCGUGGCUCAGACACCGAACACAUCAGAUUUAUCAAAUAUAUGGCCGAGAAGCUCCUGAUGUUGUAUAUAAUGCGUUGAAGACUGCUGGAGCAACACACAUUAUCCUGGAGGACAGCAUUUGCUUUGUUCCUCCUGAUGACAAACACCCUCUCUGCAGACUUACAGAUAUUGUUGACCUUCACAAUAGGCAUAUACCUGAAAGUGGAGGACAUGCUAUGUCAGGCUUACAUAAGCCUCUACACGGAAGAUUUUGUGACAUGAUACGCCACAAAUUGACAGCGUACAAUAGAUUUUUCUCAUUAGUCAUGAGUAAUAAAACUUUCAGGGUCUACAGAGUUGCUACCACUUAGAUGUAAUUUACUAAACAAUUCAUGUCCCGGUAGUACAGUCGGGGUUCAUUCUCAACUCUCAAUCGGGAAAUCUGGGUUCGAAUCCCAGGCAGACAGAAAUAUUGGGCAUGUUUCCUAUCACCUAAUGCUCCUCUUUCCCUACCAGUAAAUAGGUACUCAGGAGUUAGCUUGUUGUGUGAUUGCAUCCUUGGAAGAUCAGUAAUUUGACCCUUGGGGGGACCUCGAUAAAAGACUAUGAUGUAUAUGUACACUGACUGUCUGGCCCUCGACACGAUGAAUUAUAAAUGAUAAUUAAUUAG
Molecule: messenger RNA, 3162 nt
Organism: Procambarus clarkii (red swamp crayfish)
Lineage: Eukaryota; Metazoa; Arthropoda; Malacostraca; Decapoda; Cambaridae
Product: protein C-mannosyl-transferase DPY19L3
Cellular component (GO): nuclear inner membrane
Molecular function (GO): mannosyltransferase activity
Source: RefSeq, a predicted model, not a curated record